AUGGGAUGGCCGGUACUGGGAGAGACCCUGCAAUAUGCAGCCUUGCGGAGGGCCAACAGAGGUUGUCACUUUCACGGGGAGAGAAGAAAACGAUACGGACCAGAGAUCUGCAAGACCCAUUUGCUCGGAUCCCCUGUGGCUAUCCUCCAUGGUUCUGCAGGCAUCCGAUUUCUCCAUUCCAACGAAAACAAACUCGUUCAAAGCACCUGGCCCUCCUCUAUCAUCUCUCUAUUCGGAAACUCCCUCUUUAGUAAAGUUGGGGACGAUGCCAAAGAUCUGAGGGCAACGUUGCUCACAUUUUUGAAGCCCGAGGCUCUGCAAAAAUUCGUGGGAACAGUUGAUUCCAUAGUUAAUGAGCAACUGAGUCGGGACUGGGUAGGAAAGCAACAAAUCAAAGCCUUUCCUCUCACGAAGCGUUGCUUGUUUUCCGUGGCUUGUGUUUUCUUUGUCAGCCUUGAGGAAGGAGCACUGCAGGAUGAGCUUUAUGCCCAUUUUCUUGACUUGCUCACCGGAAUGGUGAAGAUUCCUCUGAAUUUGCCGGGGACUCUGUACCGGAAAGCCAUUGUUGGCAGCGAGCAGAUCCGCCGGAUUCUUCAGACCUUGAUUGAGAAGAGAAGGAGGGAUCUGUCAAGCGGUUCGGCUUCCUCAGACCAGGAUCUUUUGUCUUUCUUGCUUUGUAAUAAAGAUGAGCGUGGGAAUACUAUGGCGGAAGGUGAUGUUAAGGAUAAUAUUAUGAUGCUUUUGAUAGCCGGGCAUGAGACCAGCGUGAUAACGGUGACGAUGCUUUUGAAAUUUCUGGCUCUCAAUCGAGACUGCUACCGUGAGGUCCUUCGAGAGCAAGUGGGUAUUGCCCGAGCGAAGGGAGAAAAGCAGCUGCAAUGGUGUGACCUUCAGAAAAUGAAGUAUACAUGGAGAGCUGCUCAGGAGACUCUUAGAAUCCUUCCUCCAUCGGAAGACAUGUGGCGCAAGGCCCUCGUAGACAUCUCCUAUGGUGGUUUCAUCGUCCCCAAAGGAUGGAAGUUGCUAUGGUCGACGAACUCAACUCAUAAAAAUGCAGAAUAUUUUGAGGAUCCUGAAAGGUUUGAUCCAUCAAGGUUCGAGGGGAAUGCCCCUGCUCCUUACACAUUUGUGCCAUUUGGAGGUGGGCCAAGAAUGUGCCCAGGGAAUGAAUUUGCACGCAUGGUAAUACUUGUUCUUAUUCACAACAUUGUUACUAAGUUUGAGUGGGAUUUAGUAGAUGUGAACGAGAAGGUGAGUGUUGAUCCAAUGCCUGCCCCGGUGGAUGGCUUGCCCAUCCGAAUCUAUUGCCACUCUCUUACUAGUUUAAUUGCUAUGUUGUAA
This is a messenger RNA of Cryptomeria japonica (Japanese cedar), 1341 nucleotides long. Its product is annotated as cytochrome P450 716B1-like. NCBI's taxonomy places the organism in Eukaryota, Viridiplantae, Streptophyta, Pinopsida, Cupressales, Cupressaceae. The coding region runs from base 1 to 1341 and encodes 446 amino acids. The record is from RefSeq and is a predicted model, not a curated record. Gene Ontology annotation, biological process: sterol metabolic process. Gene Ontology annotation, molecular function: heme binding; monooxygenase activity; oxidoreductase activity, acting on paired donors, with incorporation or reduction of molecular oxygen. The transcript is spliced from 3 exons.